Messenger RNA from Macrosteles quadrilineatus (aster leafhopper), 2185 nucleotides. RefSeq names its product protein arginine N-methyltransferase 1 (gene Art3). Gene Ontology annotation, cellular component: nucleus. Gene Ontology annotation, biological process: peptidyl-arginine methylation. The record is from RefSeq and is a predicted model, not a curated record. Lineage: Eukaryota; Metazoa; Arthropoda; Insecta; Hemiptera; Cicadellidae. The transcript is spliced from 11 exons. Gene Ontology annotation, molecular function: protein-arginine N-methyltransferase activity. The coding region runs from base 135 to 1748 and encodes 537 amino acids.
CAUUUCUUCAUUAUGACUUGUCGCGUCCGGCGUCAAUAGUCCGUAUCAGCAGUAGUAUGUGUGUGUGAUACAAAAAAUAAAAUCUUUUAUUCUACCUAACUUACAAAUUGGGGUAAUACUAAUUUACACAGAACAUGGAUGGAGACAAACAUUCAUCAAUCGGAUGUCAUGUAAUGGAAGAAGAUGAUGAUGAUGACUUUGGGUCAGAUGAAUGGGACGAGAUGGAAGAUGAAUGCCCUAUAAUGACUGAUUGCUUUUUUUGUGCUAAAACAUUCCGUAAUGUAGAAGCUGCUGUUUCUCAUUGCUCCAAAGACCACAGUUUUGACUUAGCAAAGCUUAAAGAAAAGCACAAUAUGGACUGUUACUCGUUUAUCAAGAUGGUGAACUACUUACGGACUGUGCGGCCGUUGUGUGAACAGGUGUUGAGUUUGCAUAUCAGUGAAGUACCUCCCUGGACUGACAACAAAUACCUCACACCUGUCAACAGGGAGGAUCCUUGGCUUAUGUUUGACUUUGAAGAUCUGGAGGAGGCACCAGCACUACCCAGUACAGACAUUCCUACUACAGGUUACCAUGUGAAUGCGGAGGACGGCAGAGUGACAUUGUCUGAGCUACACUUCGCCGAGCUGCAGAGAACCAUACAGACUCUCAAUGCACAGAUCAAAGACAAGGAUGAAGCUAUAUCUCAGCUGAUGAGUGAGAUGCAGCGUAUGAAGGUGACACUCGGAGAAGUAGUCGUAGGUACAACAGGGGCUGGAGGGGACAAUCUACUGAACCAACACGUAGCAGACAUCAGACUAGAAGAUGACGAGGAAUACUUCAACACCUACGCUCACUUUGGCAUUCACCAUGAGAUGCUCUCUGAUACAGUGAGGACUGAGAGUUACCGAGAUGCACUGUGUCGCAACUCUGCGACCAUCGCAGGCAAGACAGUGUUGGACCUUGGCUGCGGGACUGGCAUCUUAAGUAUGUUUGCUGCCCAGGCUGGGGCCUCUAGAGUAAUAGCUGUGGAUCAAUCGGACAUCAUCUACCACGCGAUGGACAUUGUCAGAGAAAAUGGGUUGAAUGACCGCAUCAUGCUUGUGAAAGGACGAAUAGAAGACACAGAACUGCCUGAGGCUAAGGUAGAUGUGAUAGUCUCUGAGUGGAUGGGCUACUUUCUACUGUUUGAGGCCAUGCUGGACAGUGUGAUCCACGCCAGAGACAAGCACCUCAGACCCGGUGGACUCUUGUUGCCCAACAGAUGCUCAAUGAGCCUUGUUGCUGUAGCUGACCCUGGCAAGCAUGCGGAGAUGCUAGGAUUUUGGUCCAAUGUCUAUGGGUUCAAGAUGUCAAGUUUAAGAGGCGAUGUUGUGCGGGAACCACGGACAUGUGUCGUGCCCCCAGACAGUGUCGCCACCACAGCAGCGCAACUGUGUGUGUUGGACUUGCUCACCGUCGGCCCAGACUGUAUGGACUUCAGCUCAGAUUUCACAUUGGUCGCCAGUCGUGAAACUCAACUGACAGCACUUGUAGGAUAUUUUGAUGUCUUCUUUGAUCUGCCAAAUGCUAUUUCAUUUUCCACCAGUCCCACGAGUAAACCUACUCACUGGAAGCAGACAGUGUUCUUCAUACCAGAACCAAUAUACGUCAAACAGGGAGAGGUUAUACAAGGAAAUUUAGUUUGCCAGCGAAACAGAAAGGAAGUAAGAUCUCUGAUAGUAACAAUUACUCUGGGAAGUAUGAAGCAGCGUUAUCUAUUAAGUUGAUGGGACUUCAGCUGUUGAACGAUGAUCUCCUUAAUGUCAUAUGUUGGCAUCAUCAGGUCAGUCGCAGUAUGUUGUGCAGUUACCAAGACAAGAACCCUAUACAGUCAGUCAAGACUCAUAACCAACAAAGCUUGUCUCCUAAUAAACACCAGGCGGUGUUUAAUUUCCUACUUAAUAUCGUUGAACCAUCAAAAUGAUAGAACAUAUUUUGCUUUGUUUCCAGUUGUUUUUUCAUCAUAGAAAUGCUAUGCAACAAAAUCAUUUUUCAAGGAUUUUUUUAAUUAGCUGAUUAGGAUUGAUGUAAAUUAUUUGUGUAUAUAUCAGUUGUGUAUACUCUUGCUAAGAAGAAUUUUUGGAAAAAAUCUAAUUUUUUAUCUAUGAAAAUGAUAGUGCCUUAAACUUUUUAUUGUCGAUGCAUUGUUUUAAGUGAAGCAAUA